AUGGUUUCGCUCCUGGACCCUUCCAUGUUGUGUCUGGUGCGACGCAAGUGUAAACGCAGAAGAAAAAAGAGGUCCGAGCGCAAAGUGGAUUUACCGGAGUGUGGCUUUAAUCUAGUCGGAGCAGCGCGAAGCCGGCGUGCUCCACGGUUUCAUAUCCCUUUCAAAUUCUCUCUGCUUCAGUCUGGGUUAGUUCAUGGACUAGCUUUCUGGUUCGACAUGGCCUUUAAAGGAUCAAAAGCAACUGUUUGGUUAUCUACAGCUCCCACAGAACCCGUAACCAGGUGGUCUCAGGUCCGCUGCUUGUUCCACACUCCACUCUUUGCUAAAAUGGGGCAAACUUUGACUGGGACUGUCCAUUUGAUUUCUAAAAACAGGGAAAGUUAUGACAUCCACAUCUCAGCAACCAUUGAUCAAUCAGGAUUCUCUUCAGGAAACAUUCUGGAGCUUAAAACCCCGUUUUUCAGUUAA
This is a messenger RNA of Knipowitschia caucasica, 468 nucleotides long. The record is from the annotation of a GenBank genome assembly. Lineage: Eukaryota; Metazoa; Chordata; Actinopteri; Gobiiformes; Gobiidae.